Psilocybe cubensis is the source of this 498-nucleotide messenger RNA. RefSeq lists its product as uncharacterized. The record is from RefSeq and is a predicted model, not a curated record. The coding region runs from base 1 to 498 and encodes 165 amino acids. Lineage: Eukaryota; Fungi; Basidiomycota; Agaricomycetes; Agaricales; Agrocybaceae. The transcript is spliced from 3 exons.
AUGUCAACUGCAAUUGUCCUCCCUACCCUCACUGAAUGGACUGAGCAACACAUCACCAGUAUCUUCCAAGCAAAGACCAACGCGGAUCUCACAAGCGCUCUCGAUGGCUUCUUGUCAGACAAAGCGGUGAUUACAUUUAACGGCAAGCAGAUCUCUCGCGCAGACUACGUUGGCCAGUUACAGGCGGAGAAGUUCCGCGAGGUUUCUGCGGAUGUCAACUUUUUGGGUGCUGUUCAGGCCCCUACUGAUCCUGAUCAACCAUUCGAUGCUGGAUCUGUGGGCGUAUUCUACAACGCUACUAUCUUCGAGAAUAUCAAGAUCAGAGAUGUCUCCGUUUCGAGACAGGUCACUGCAUCUGUGAACGUUGUCAUCGCUCAAGACCCCGAUGUACCAAAACCCCCGCCAUCCCCAUUUCGUGGUUUCUUUGACGGUAGAAGGGUAAUGGCAUUGAACCAGGUCUCCACUCAGGGACCUGCCACAAGUUCAAACACCGCAUAA